This is a messenger RNA of Harmonia axyridis, 3842 nucleotides long. Its product is annotated as beta-arrestin-2-like. Gene Ontology annotation, biological process: G protein-coupled receptor internalization; signal transduction. Lineage: Eukaryota; Metazoa; Arthropoda; Insecta; Coleoptera; Coccinellidae. The transcript has 10 exons. The coding region runs from base 265 to 2025 and encodes 586 amino acids. Gene Ontology annotation, cellular component: cytoplasm. Gene Ontology annotation, molecular function: G protein-coupled receptor binding. The record is from RefSeq and is a predicted model, not a curated record.
UAGUCCUUGCAGCGUGCGCGAAGAGCUUGUCAGUCCUCUCUACGCUGUGAGCGCGUUCGGAAAACUCACCGGUUGGUUUUCCCGGCUGAAUCACUUCGAAAUUUUCUCGUUUCGUGAGUUGAAUUUUAGAAUGUUGGUUUUGGUGUUUUCUUAGGCUUUUUAGAACUUUAAAUGACUUUCGAGAAGAUGAAGGAAGUGUGAAUUAUUUGGUGAUCUGAAUCGUGUUAGUUUGUAUAAUAGUGCAGGUUAAUUGUUUCAAGCAGAAUGACUGAAGAUUCGGGACCUAGUCAACCUCCAGAAACACAGGGUGAUGCGGCCAAUGUGAAACCAAGCGAAAACAACGGCGAUUCCCUCAGUUCACAAAGCUUCAAUUAUUGCAGGGUGUUCAAGAAAUCCUCACUGAACGCCAGAAUCACGCUCUACUUGAGCUCAAGGGACCUCGUUGUGUCAAAUGGCAAGAUUGACCGUCUUCAGGGAGUUAUUUUGGUCGAUCCUGAAUUCGUGGAAAACCGCAAGAUCUAUGGACAGAUCACACUCACAUUUCGCUAUGGCAGGGAGGACGAGGAGGUUAUGGGGUUGAAAUUUUGCAACGAGGCCAUUAUGUGCGUGGCCCAGCUCUACCCGCCUCUUCCCAAUUCUCAACCGGAGGGCAACACACCCCUGCAGGAUGCGUUACUGAAACGCCUAGGACCUAAUGCUUACCCAUUUAGCAUGGAAAUAACCCACUUAGCACCACCGAGUGUUCAGCUUGUACCUGCCAAGGAAUACAAUGGAGCGGCAAUAGGUACCAGUUAUGAUGUCAGAGCUUACAUGGCUGAAAAGGAGGAUGAGAAGUUCCACAAACGAGCCACUGUCCGCAUGGGUAUAAGGGUGGUGCAGAGAGCCUUUGCGCCACCCUCGCCAUACCAAUACGUGCCAGGAGGGUUGCAGAAGACCAACAGAGACAGAGCGAAGGAGCAUCGAAAGGCUCUGCUUGGGGGAGGUUUGGAGGUUAAGUUCGCGUCACGAGAAUCUCCACGUGUUUCUCCAAGCGAGGAGGAGGAAGACCAGGAAGAGAAAGAGGUUGCCCAAGAAGACGAUAGGUUGAUGCAGAAGGAGCAGAUGAACCAAGAUCCAGAACAACGCACCAAGAGGGAACACUCUCCGGAUCAUCCCAGACAUAAUGUGACCUUCAAACACCUGACGAACGGCGGGCGGCAACAGGAUCUUCUGGACCCAGAAUGUUCGGAAAAACCGCCCGACGAUAGAGAAAAGGACGUUUCACCCACGCAAAACCUCCAACAGGGCGACUGUGACCUGACCCAAAUGGUGGAAGAGCACGAGAAUCCUUUGCUCCACUACCGUUCAAUCUGCGGCAGCAAACGACCAAGUCUGGCGGCCUAUUUGGCGGGAGUCCCCGCUCCCCGCGCGGCAGUCGAGAAGCCUUUCCUUCUGAGCGAAGGACGGGUCCAUCUUACAGCAUCCCUCAACAAGGGGAUCUACUCUCAUGGCGAGGAGAUCUGCGUCAACGUCCACGUCAGGAACGGAAGCAGCAAGACGGUUAGGAGAAUAAAGGUCUUCGUGGUUCAACACGUGGACGUCUGCAUGUUCUCCAACGGCAAGUUCAAGAACGUCGUCGCCAUGGUCAACUCCAAAGACGACCUACCCAUCCAACCUGGUGGCGUGUUCGACAAAUCCUUCACCCUGCUACCGGUGAAGAGCUCCACCAAGAACUGGAUAGCUCUGGAGGACUCCUACACCAAGAGCGGCACCAGCCUCUCCUCCACUGUCACCUGCACCGGAGACGGUCCCGAAGAUCGCAACGUCUUCGCCAUCUACGUAUCCUACUACGUCAAGGUCAAGCUGGUGGUGAGCGUCAUGGGCGGCCAGGUGAACCUCAAGCUGCCCUUCACCCUGAUGCACACCUGCUCCGACCUGGACCACACCGAGAACCUCUGCAGGGUCAACGGUCCCCAGGACGUGGAGCUCGAACUGCGUGCGCCAUCUAUACCGCGGGUGGUGAAGCAAGAGAAGGACGGGACGUGAGAUCAGGUGGUGGUCGAGAUAAAUCACGGUGGCACGGAGGAGAAGAGGCCUCAAAACGAUUGCGCCGCGUCUAGAGCUGAAGGAAAAGCGCAGAAGGAAAAUUCGGCUCGGUUCGAUGAGAUCUUACCGGCCAACAGACUGGAUGGGGCGACUGUGGAGGUUAAACGUGGCGAAGAUACAGUAACAGACGAUGAAACGGACGAUAAGGGUAGGAGGUUCAGCAUACAACGUGCGUGGUGUUGUCUUAGGAAGAGGAGGACAUCUUAACGUUCAGUGCGUUGUUUAGUAGUCCUAAGUGAAUUUGUUAGGACUGAAACCACAGGGGUAAAGAAUAGAUUCGGAUGUUUUUCUUUAGAUGCAGUUUUUGUCAGGAAUUGGACAGUGUUGGUCCCAAAUUGAGCUGUGAUAACAAUUCCUAUUCGAAAUUUAAACAUCUUCAAUGGAUAUAUCAAACUUUUCCCAACCUAAAAUACGUAAUUAGGAUUUUAUUUGGAUGUUUGAAAUAUAAGAAUUUAUAUCAUGUCAGAAUCACUCUCAGUAAAUCCACUAAUUCAUUAAUUUUGAUAGAGUAUUUCCCAACCAGAUAUUGAUAGUGUUACUAAGACUAUAUCAUAAAUGCCAACCGACCAGAUAGAUGGGCAUAUCAAAUUUUCAACUUUCAUACAGUUUAGAUGUAAAUUUAGAUAUUUAUAUCUUCUGAAAUAGGGACCGACACUUUAGCAAAUUUUCAUGCAGAACGGCAUCUAAGAAAUAAGAGCAAACUUUUAUUUGGUUCUAAGGUGAAGCCUCGCACCAUCAUUGUUGAUUAUAUGCACGUUUAGAAAUUCUAUACAUUCUCGAGAUAGUUGAAAAAUGCCAAUAAUGAUAAAAUAGCUCAACCUAAAAUGAAACCGUAUUCGAACAAGGUUAUUUUAUCGAUUAUACAAUCCUAGAGAUGUUGUGUUGAGGGUAUCCCAUGUAUGUGUUCAACAUUUGAGAAUAUUUGCUUUACAAUUUGAAUUACUUAUGUUGGUGAUGUGAAUUGUUUUACAGAGUUAUUUGUACAGUUCCUAUUUAUUAUAUUUCUCAAUUCAUUCCAUUUAAUAUUUAAAACUCUGUAUUUCACAGGUGAAAUGAUGAAACGUAUUGUAAAGAGUUUGUAACCAAAAGAAAACUCUACUCAAAAAAACACAAUACUAAUUAUUUUCUAAAGCAACAAGUGGUUGACAUCAGAUUGGACAAUGGUUGCAUAGUUUGGAAAAAACUUGUAUGCUUGCAGUCUGAAAUUCAAAAAAACGGCAAGUGCUGCCUCAGAUUUAAAAUACCAAAUCAUGACAGUAGUUAGUGAGAAGGACAGUUCUCGAUGAUGAUAUUAUUAUAAAAGCUUUUUCAAUGUGUAACAAAAGAUAACCCCCUAACUAUUGAAUUGGACUAACUUAGUAUUUAUUCAAAUAUGCAAAUCCCAAAAAAUGUGCCUAAUGUUAUAUAAACGAAGAGAUAUUUAACCCAAGAUUGUAUAUUAAACGAAAGCAGGUUGACUGAUGGUUACACUUCAGAGGUAAUGAGAAAAAUCAAAAUAACACGAAUUUGAUCGUGUAAGAUGAAACAAAUCCAUUUCAAAAAAUGCACUGACUAAAUAAGUUAUAUGAAUAAAUAUACCUGUUACAAUUGUAAAUAUUCUGUACUAAUUCCGAUCGACUUCAACUAACAGUGCGAAAUUAUAUCAAUCUAGAAAACGAAAUCUAUGUUGAAUUGAAGUUAGUCUAAAUCUAAUUGGAAACUCUUUGUACAUCUAUUCCUGUAACAAAAUAAAUGUUGGCAUGAUGGAAUAAUUAGAA